Molecule: messenger RNA, 683 nt
Organism: Macadamia integrifolia
Lineage: Eukaryota; Viridiplantae; Streptophyta; Magnoliopsida; Proteales; Proteaceae
Exons: 1
Coding region: 272-661 (129 amino acids)
Source: RefSeq, a predicted model, not a curated record
GAGCGGGGACUACUUAUCACAGAUACAACGCUUGUUUAUAAAAGAGUCUCUUAGAGCCGUUGAGUGACCUAUUCAAUUAGAACCAGUACUAAUCCAACCAAACAAGCAAGCAAUCAUCGUCUACAGAUCCACACCUUCCUCUGGAAAAAUCCAAAGUGAGAAAUAUAUAUUCCCCUUUCUUCCCCAAAUCUUCAAAUUCAAUAGUUCCAGAUCUUCAUCUCCAAAUCGACAACUCCUCUGUUCUUACAGAAGACACCACAGACAUACCCAGAUGGAUUGUUGCUUGGUUGUUCCAGUUGCGAUAUGGCGACGGAUAUCGUCGGGGUCGGGGUCGGGGUCGCGGCUUGGUUACCGUCCUUUGUCCGAAGAAGGAUUUGGGAACUCAGGGAGACCGGUGACUGUGAUUGUUGGGAAAGAGAAGAGGGAGUUCUUGGUGGACCCUUUUGUGUUGGAAGAAGACCCGUUUCGGAUCUUGCUGGAGACGAUGAGAACAGAGAGCAAAGAGAGAUGCUUUGAAACCCAAGAAGAGAAAGGAGUGAUUUUUGUGGAUGUUGAUGCGAUUUUGUUUGAACACAUGCUGUGGUUGAUGUACAAUGACUGCUCUUCUCUGUUCAACCUCAAUCUCAGGGAGAUCUUAGACUUCUAUGCUCAAGAUGCUUGAAAUGUUGAAUUAACAAGAACAA